This is a messenger RNA of Huiozyma naganishii CBS 8797, 1509 nucleotides long. It is a transcript of the gene ZWF1, whose product is annotated as glucose-6-phosphate dehydrogenase. The transcript has a single exon. Gene Ontology annotation, biological process: glucose metabolic process; pentose-phosphate shunt, oxidative branch. The record is from RefSeq and is a predicted model, not a curated record. Lineage: Eukaryota; Fungi; Ascomycota; Saccharomycetes; Saccharomycetales; Saccharomycetaceae. Gene Ontology annotation, molecular function: NADP binding; glucose-6-phosphate dehydrogenase activity. Gene Ontology annotation, cellular component: cytosol. The coding region runs from base 1 to 1509 and encodes 502 amino acids.
AUGUCCUCCGCUGCUUCCCCUACAAAAUUCGAUAAGGACACGGUCAUCACCGUGUUCGGUGCCUCCGGUGAUCUUGCCAAGAAGAAGACUUUCCCAGCGUUGUUCGGUCUGUUCAGAGAGGGGUACUUGGACCCAAGCACCAAGAUCUUCGGGUACGCCAGGUCUGAACUGACAAAGGAAGAUUUGAAGGCCAGGAUCGUGCCACACUUGAAGAAUGCGACUUCUGAGAAAGUAGAGGCGUUCUUCGAAAUGGUGGAGUACGUGCACGGUGCUUACGAUAAGGAUGAGGGGUACUUGAAGUUGAAGAAGGCCAUUGAGGCCGUCGAGGCAAGAAGCUGGAUCGAUGAGCCUCACAGACUGUUCUAUUUUGCGCUGCCACCCUCUGUGUUCUUGAGUGUCGCUCAGAAGAUUAAGGAACUCGUUUACUCAAAGACGGGGAAGACGAGGGUCAUUGUUGAGAAGCCAUUCGGGCACGACUUGGCCAGUGCUAGAGCUUUGCAGGCCAGUCUGGCCCCAUUGUUCAAGGAGGAGGAGAUCUUCAGAAUCGACCACUACUUGGGCAAAGAGCUUGUCAAGAACUUGCUCGUUUUGAGGUUCGGUAACACGUUCUUGAACUCUACUUGGAACAAAGAGUCCGUUCAGAGUAUCCAGAUCUCGUUCAAGGAACCAUUCGGGACUGAGGGCCGUGGUGGGUACUUCGACAACAUCGGGAUCAUCAGAGACGUCAUGCAAAACCAUCUGUUGCAAGUAUUGACUUUGUUGACCAUGGAGAGACCUGCCUCUUUUGACCCAGAAUCCGUCAGAGACGAAAAAGUUAAGGUUUUGAAAUGUAUGGCUCCAAUUGACCUCGACGAUAUCUUGAUCGGCCAGUACGGGAAAUCAGAGGACGGUACUAAACCUGCUUACUUGGAUGACGAAACCGUUAAACCAGGAAGCAAGUGUAUCACUUUCGCGUCCAUGGCUUUCAAGAUCCAGAACGAACGUUGGGAAGGUGUCCCAGUCGUCAUGAGAGCGGGUAAAGCUUUGAACGAGGGGAAAGUCGAAAUCAGAAUGCAAUUCAAGAGCGUCGCCUCAGGUGUCUUCGCAGACAUCCCAAACAACGAACUGAUCAUCAGAAUCCAACCAAACGAGGCCGUAUACGUCAAGUUCAACGCAAAGGUCCCUGGGUUGUCCAAGGAAACCCAAGUCACAGACUUGGACUUGACUUACUCAAAGAGGUACCAGAACUUCUGGAUCCCAGAAGCCUACGAGGUCUUGAUAAGAGACGCUCUAAUGGGAGACCACUCCAAUUUCGUCAGAGACGACGAAUUGGACGUCUCUUGGUCCUUGUUCACUCCACUCUUGGAGUACUUGGAAGGUCCAAACGCUCCACAGCCAGAGAUCUACCCUUACGGCUCCAGAGGUCCAAAGGGCCUAAUGAACUACUUGGCAAACCACAAGUACUAUAUCGACUUGGAAAAGAGAAAGUACUCUUGGCCAGUUACCAAGCCAAACGACACUCCAAAGUAA